Protobothrops mucrosquamatus (brown spotted pit viper) is the source of this 3189-nucleotide messenger RNA. RefSeq names its product MLLT6, PHD finger containing (gene MLLT6). Bases 1 to 3189 code for a protein of 1062 amino acids. Gene Ontology annotation, molecular function: histone binding; nucleosome binding. Lineage: Eukaryota; Metazoa; Chordata; Lepidosauria; Squamata; Viperidae. Gene Ontology annotation, cellular component: nucleus. The transcript is spliced from 20 exons. The record is from RefSeq and is a predicted model, not a curated record. Gene Ontology annotation, biological process: regulation of transcription by RNA polymerase II.
AUGAAGGAGAUGGUGGGCGGCUGCUGCGUCUGUUCUGAUGAACGCGGCUGGGCAGAAAACCCUCUGGUCUACUGUGAUGGGCAUGGCUGUAACGUGGCGGUGCAUCAAGCAUGCUAUGGAAUUGUUCAGGUUCCCACCGGACCGUGGUUCUGUCGAAAAUGUGAAUCGCAAGAAAGAGCCGCCAGGGUGAGGUGUGAGCUGUGUCCUCAUAAAGAUGGAGCACUGAAACGGACUGAUAGUGGAGGCUGGGCCCAUGUUGUCUGUGCUCUGUAUAUCCCUGAGGUGCAGUUUGCGAAUGUUCUCACUAUGGAGCCUAUUGUCCUCCAGUAUGUGCCCCAUGACCGCUUCAACAAGACUUGUUACAUCUGUGAAGAACAGGGCAGGGAGAGCAAAGCAGCUUCUGGAGCCUGCAUGACUUGCAAUCGUCAUGGUUGUCGGCAAGCCUUCCAUGUUACCUGUGCUCAAAUGGCUGGACUUUUGUGUGAAGAAGAAGUCUUGGAAGUUGAUAAUGUGAAAUACUGUGGCUACUGCAAGUACCAUUUCAAUAAAAUGAAGACCUCACGCCAUUUUGGAGGUGGUUCUUUUAUUGGAGGAAGGAGGAGUCAGUCAGCAUCACCUACGCAAGAGAAGCACGUGUCUCAUCAUGAAAAACCAAAGAAGAGUCGAAAAGACAAAGAAAGGCCUAAACAGAAGCACAAGAAGCAUUCAGAAUCACCCACAAAUCUCACACUGUCUUCCACACCCAUAGUCACUGAGAAGCAGAGUUCCACCAGCCACCAUGAGAGCAGUAAAGAACCCUCAGAGGUCAUCAGAUCGGAGGUGAAAGGCAAAAGAUCUUCAAGCCACGGCACAAGCCACAAAACCAAGAAGUCUGGAAGUGGGAAAAGCUCAAUAGGUUUUGGCUCAUCCUCAUCCGGUGUAACAUUUCCACCAGCAGGUACGUCAUGCAGCUCCUUGCCCUUCUCCCAGGACUUUGUAACCUUUCCGAAGCUUGAGCAGCAGCAGCCUGAGGAAGAGAAAUACCACAAACCCCUCUCUUCAUCCUCGUCUUCCUCCCACUGCUCUCCACUGUCAGAAGGGCAGAAAAGUGAUGUCUUUGAGCAGAAGGUGAUCUUUUCAGGUUUUGGCUCCAUCAUGCGUUUCUCUACCUCGGCUGUGAGUCAGCAGAGGGGACGGGAUGCUUCCCCUGUGGACUACAAGACCUCCAACUCGGUUGCUGGCACCCCAAGUGGGAGUGGUGGAGUCAGCAGUGGCAGCAGCCACAAGCGCAUGCCAUCUCUUAGUGGGGAAGAAGUAGAAGUCCUGAAAGAAAAAAAGCACAAGGCCAAUAAGAAAAGCAAGCAUGGACCAGGAAGGCCCAAGGGUAGCAAGAACAAAGAAGUGCCAGGUACACAACUGAUUGGGACUCCAGCUGUCUCUUCUUUGCCUUUCUCUGGGGGAUCCCUGGCCAGCUCCAGCAUCAGUGGCUCUUCACGUUCAUUCAGUCAUGGAUCCACCCUUCCAAGCCUCAGCCUAGAAUCACCACUUCUGGGAUCGGGGAUCUAUACCAGUAACAAGGAUCCCAUUUCUCAUGGGGGCGGGAUGCUGAGGACCGUGUGCAGCACUCCCCUCUCCUCUAAUCUUCUGGCUCACCAAGGCACCUCAUCACUCCCCCAGCUCACCCGCUCACCUUUUGCUGGCACCAUCCCAUCUUCCUCCUCUUCCUCCGUCUCUACUACCCAGGUCUUCUCACUGGCAGGAUCCACGUUUAGCCUCCCUUCCUCACACAUUUUUGGAAGUCCCCUCACCUCUGGACUAUCAUUAAAUCCUUUGCUCAACCAAUCUGAAAACAACAGAACAGAACCAGAUUUGGAAGACUGCAAUUUUGCCUGCCGAGGGUCAUCACCCCAAGAAAGUCUUUCUUCCAUGUCUCCCAUCAGCAGCCUCCCCACUCUCUUUGACCAGACUGUAUCAACUAGCAGUGGACAGCUGGAAAAUGUCCCCCAGGCCACACCAAACAUUGAGCAGCUCCUGGAGAAACAGGGCAAUGGAGAAGCUGGUGUCAAUAUCGUAGAGAUGCUCAAGGCACUUCAUUCACUACAGAAAGAAAACCAGCGCCUUCAGGAGCAGAUUAUGACUUUGGCAGCUAAAAAGGAGCGCCUGCAGCUUCUAAACGUUCAGCUCUCUGUUCCCUUCCAAGUGGUGACCACCAGCAAUGGCCCCUCAAGCCAGACCCAAUACAUCCUAGCUCCUAACACCUGCAACAGUGAUUCACUGAGUAUCAGCAAGAGCUCUCCAUGCAAGAAUAGUUUUGGUAUCGAGAAUACACUGUCCACUUCCUCUGAGGACCUUCAUUCAGGAUGCCCAAGCAGAAGCAGCUCUUCUCUGUCCUUCCACAGCACACCUCCACCUCUCCCCUUGCUGCAGCAAAGCCCUGCCCCACUUCCUCUAACUACUGUGGUCCAACAGCAGCCACCACCACCACCAAUGAAUGGCCUGAGCAGAGCCAUGGGGACUGUUCAUGGGGGAAGUGCCACAGCUACUCACAGCCUUGUGGAUGGUCUCCUUGGCAGUCUGGCAGGAGGACAACAGAUCCCCAUCAAUGGCAUCCUAGGAAGUUUAAAUGGCACUUUGGCCACCCAGACCCAGAAUCCAAUACUGGCACAAACCAGUGGUCCACCCAGUCUGCAGCUGUCCAUGAGCCAAAGCAGUAUGCCUAGUGUGACUCACUUUUCAGAGCAGCAGCGCCAGCUGCUCAGCCAGCCUGAGCUUCAACUGCAGCAACUGCAGCAGCUCUUAACAUCGCAGCCACUCAACUCGGAGCAGCAGACAUUGAUAUUCCAGAUGAUUCAGCAAAUUCAGCACAAACGAGAAUUGCAGCGGCUCCAGAUGACUGGUUCCUCAAUGACUGGCCUUGGCCCAGUGACCACCACAUCCCUUCUCCACUCCAGCAAUAAUGCACCAUCAGCUGCCAACAGUACUCUCCUGGCCUCCAUCUCCCCUCAACAGCUUAAUACUGCCAGCUCAUUGAUGGCUUCCCCACCGCUCAGUGCCCCUGGGAACAGCCUGAUGUCAGCAACAGGAGCUGUUAUUCCACCUGUCCUUACAGCCCAAACAAACCCUUUCCUCAACCUGCAGGGUGACGGCAGCAGCCAGAAAGGAAUGAGCAUAAAUGAAAAGGGAAGUGCCUCAGUGCAAGACAAAGGCUAA